AUUAAAAAAAAAGAAAGUAUCACGAAUCACGAACAGUCGAACACGAACCUAUUCAUUCUUCAUUCACCGCCGAGUUCUCGAGAUACAUUGGUUUUCAAGAACUUUGCCAGGCGAAUUUAGGCUACAAUGACAACACCUACACUUGAUUUGAAACUCCGCAAUCAGCUGACAAGGUUCCUUCAUACUGGAAAUGAAGUACCCAAGUGUUUCCCCGGCUGUUGGCCGAAACAAAAAUACUUUCAAGCUGAAAACUUGAAAACAAUUGAUGAGGCACUUGCUAAUGGAGUCAAUAAUCUUGAAGUAGUGGAUGUAAUUCUAAAGGCUUACAAUGAUGGGUGGUACACAAGAUUUGAAACCAUUGCUUUUGCUCUCUCAAAGUGCCUAUUGCUUGGAAGUGCUGAUGUCAAAGCCGCUACUUACAAAGCUGUUGGACAAAUUUGCAACACUUCUGAGCAGAUGAUGCUUUUCUGCAAAUUCACAAGGCUAUUGAAAACAGGAAAUGGCCAAGGUUGGUGCAAUAUCAUCAGGUUGUGGUACACCUCCAAAGACACCAUGGAACUAGCACAGGAGGUCACCAGGGUGAAGGCUCGCCACGGCCGCUCUCACAACACCCUCCUCAGGAAGAGCCAUGUUAAGGUCGACGAAAAUGAUAAAGCCCGCGACGCCGUCGUCAAAUACGCGAUCUUCGGUUUGAAAAAAGUGAAGCAACUGGUCGCCGACCACGAACAGACAAGGGCUGUGCUCGAGUACAUACAACAGGUGGAGGACUUGAGGCACUGUGAGGAUCCAGUCGCGGCGGCCGCGAUGGUUGAACAACAUCGGUUCACGCUCGACCACAUACCCGGACAUUUGCUGACUUCACAGGAUGUGUGGGACGCAGUGCUCCCUCACAUGGAGCUCGGCGAUCUCCUAAACAACGUGCAGCGCUUGCACAACAUGGGUUUCCUCACAAGCGACUCGCCCACCACCGCGAUUCUGGUGUCGUUGCUUAGCAACAGUGAUGUCAUUAAGAAGUCUAAAGUUACGCCCAUCGAGGUUUACAUCACGCUGAGUAAUUACAAAAAAAAGGGCAGACCGCUGAAACACCAGAAAGCAAAAGUAGCCGUGGAGAAAGAGAGACGUCGCCGGGCCCGCCAGAUAUUUGAUAGCAAGACCGGGCUCUGGCAGUGGUCAGUUACCCGCCGUCACCCCAAGGAGGUCAAGCAUUGGGGCAUCGAUCAGCCUCCGAACCAAGCUGUGCUGAAUGUGCUAACGAAUCUGGUGGAUAUGACCUGGUCGCUCACGCCCAAAACUGGAGCGCGCUACCUUAUCACUAUGGACAUGAGACCGCAUAUGUUUAUAGGCCGCCACUUCUGCAAGAACUUCGUGCUACCCAAAAAGGGUCGUAAGACGACCGCCACCGCCACCCCGACGAAAUCGUCACCGGCGCCCGUCACCGCCGCUGGCGACGGCAACGCCAACGCCGAGAAGAAGUCCAAGAAACGUCUGCUUGCCGAGUGCUUCUAUAAUAAACACGUCUCACCGGGACAUGCCGCUAUCAUACUGGCUCUUCAAAUCCUGAAGCGCGAGGACAACGUGAAGCUCGCUGUGUUCACAGAAGAAGGCGUCCAAAUCGUGAACGUCGACAAGAAAUCGGCAUCUAUCGACCAGGCGGAGUUCAUUCUCAGGAAAGCCAAACUCGGUCGAGUUCAACUAGACGCGCCCAUAGAGUGGGCCGCCAAAAAGAAGAACAAGUACGAUGUGUUCAUCAACAUGGUGGACCGGACCACGCGGUUCAUGGAGCUGGAUGAGGAGCAGCGGGGCGGGCGUGGCUCGGGGGGGAGGUUCGGGCCGCCGCCGGCGCCGUCCAAGGAGAUCGCCGACCACUGCCCCGUUAGGGCGCUGAUGCGUUAUAGGGCGGCGAUCCAGACCAACGCCAAGCUAAUCGUGAUGUCGCUAGCGUCGCACCGCGUCGCGACAACCGACGGGAGCCACGAGGGCGUCCUCGACAUGAUCGGCGUCGACGAGCACACGCCCAAAGUCAUGGACGCAUUCACACUCGGACACUUCAAGUAAAACCCCAAAACAAAUGUCUGUCCGUAUAGAAGGGACCUAAAUGUGGGUCCAGGCUCGCCAAACACCGCGAAUGAAGCUGUUUGCGGUGUAGUACGAUAUGUAUUGCACAAUUUGUGCGGAUUAGCGGCGCAUUCGCCAGGUUUGGACUCACCUUUAGUAACUAACAAUUUAGGGCAUUUUUUCAUAAUGCAGUAAGCAUAAAUCGCUCUGUGUAAGUGUAAAGCUUAAAUUGGUUCCUUUUAUGCGGUAUAAUACUAGAAUAAAAAACUCCUUAGAAGCGGCGCUGGCAACGUGGACUGUCUGGUUAUUUAUCCAGAUUAUAAUUAUCUGAACAUUACUCAUAAUUAAUUUCCAGUGACUGAAAUGAUAGGUUUAAGUGUCAGUCGUAACAUUCAGCAAAAACCGUUAUACUGCCAGUAAGAUAAUCACAAUUAAUUUUACAUACAUAUAAUCAAGAAGUUUUUGUUAUGAGAUUUAUAUGUCGAUUUAAGGAAAUGAGCAGAAAAACGGAGUUUUAACGAUAUACACAAAUCUGGCAAGGCGUCACAUGCAAAGUUUUAUAAGUUAUAUAAGUUAAAUUUCAAGCUCAGGUGUGGUCCUAGUUCCAGCGUCGCUUCUAUUUGUUGAAUACACAUCAACGCGUCAAUUCCCAACAUUUGGUCCUUAAAUCGUAAGAAAACUACCGGUGUACCUCAUUAUAGUAAUCAAUUGAUCUGUGUAUUUUUACCACAAAGUGUUCCGAAAACCAUGUGAUUGUGCGUCUAAAAUGUAUUUUUACAGUACAUAUGGUGCUAAUUUACCGCCCUAGUGCGGUAACUAGCACUAUACGUGCGUAUGUGAACAAAAUUUAAAAUCGAAUUUGUUUUGACGUAGCCGGUGGGCCGUCGUGGCUUCGGCCGCUUAUCGUCUAACUUUUGUUUAUUAAGAUAUGCUCGUUUUGCUUCUGAAAUUAGUUAAGGAAACGAUUUAUUUAUAAGUUUUCUUGUGCUCUAGAUAUUGAAAAUUACUGAGUUGUCAAAAGAUCUCUUAUCAAUAGGUACAUUUAUAUGAGACAAGCAAAAAGGUUAGUGUCGACCUAACACAUAUCGCUAAUACACGAUAGUAUUAUGCUACUGCCUUCUUAUUGCAUUUCAUUCUCAUUGCAGUUAUUAGCCUCAUGACGACAAUGGGAUGAUAUUCUUAUUGGAAAUAUAUGGAAUACAUGUUUUAUCAUGUCGUAUAUGAUCGAUAAAACGGCUAAAAGCGACAAUAAAGUUUGUACAGGCAGAGCAAAUCUAUUUAAAACAUACAAAACCACAUAUACAUACAGUUUGGUGUAUUUUGUUUACUGAAGUUUAUUUGGCAUAUUAAGAAAAUCAUAGUAUGUCGCUAAGGAUGAUAUUCCGUCUGUCCAAUAUCUUGGUCCAAUGUGUAUUGGCGAGAGUGAGACGCAAUUCACAUUGGACGAAGAAAUUGGACUGGUGGAAUAUCACCCUUACCUUCUACUGUAACUUUGAUGCAUAUGUCGAAUGAUAGCACCCAGCUAAAUAUUUAUUUUACAUAUAUCGCUUUACACAAAAUACCUAUUCAUGUAGAAAUGCCGCAACCUAUACUUCUGUAUAACGUAUCUUCCGAAUAACAUUGAAAUGUUUUAACUCCAAAUAUCCUAAAUGUUUAUAGAUUUGAUGUUGUAGAUCGACCUCACGUAUUGUUUGUUAGUUUUUGUAUUGCAUGUACGCAAGUAAGUUAGUUAGCAAGUAUUCCUAUGUAUAAGCGAGUUUUGUUGAGACGUAGUUUAAGCAUAGUACAGGGUCUUUUUUUGAUAUCAAAAUAGGCUCCUGUAUCUCUUGUUUCACAUAUAUAAUCGGGGUGAUAAGAGGUAGGGAAUAUUUCUUUUAUUUAAAGUUUAUAAAAGAUUAUAUUUAUUACACCUUACUAUAAUUAUUUGCACCCUCCGAUCAUAUACACGUGCCAGUACUUUGAUGAUUGUAUACAUACAUAUAACAUGGUGAAAAAUAUUAUUUUAUGUGUAACUAAGUGCCUCGUAUGAAUAGUGAGUCGUUAAUAUUUAAUAUUAUAUUUGCCAAAGUAAUGUUGCAUUUGUAAUUUAGCCACAAAGUACUGGCAGCUUUUGAAGUUGUAUUUUAAAUUAUGGUACAUACAGCAUUUUGUAAUAAUAUAUGUAUUAUACCGUAUUGGAAUACAUGUCAUGCGACCGAGGACUAUUUUUGAAAGGUAUAUUCAUAAUGCUUAAAGGUGCAAAUGUUAAGAAAGGGGCCUUGACAACGUGAGGUACCUACUUUAAUUGUUGUUAAAAAGGUUAAAAUUUCAAAUAUUAAAUAUCUGUUUGAGCAUUUAAAUGCGCGGCUCUCUUUCUUGACCUUUUCAACUAUUCUCUCCAAGGCCCAGCCUACCAUACGCGAAAGAAAAUGUCUCAAUGGACAUGCAAUUCAAAAGUUUGUAGUGUUGCAUUUCCUUUGUUCUGCAAUAUUUAGUGUUUCACCGUUCGCCCGUGGGACCCGUGGGUUACUGUUCUAUCUUAGCCGGUCACUGCUAACACACCGUAACAAAGGAAAUGUAACUCUAUUACUUAAUUUUAUAUGAAUAAUGCUAUGGUACAACAGGCCUCACGAGAUUUUAAAUCAUUGCAUUCUCGAGGCGUGCUGAUGCGAACGAAAUUCUCCAAAUCUGUGAUGACUUUGGUACUCUCUGAUGGUUUAAGUGUUUUUUAUAUCUAAAAUAUUUAAAAAAAAAUCGGAAGGUUCAUGAACAUCAUAUUGUUAAUUUACGCUUUGUUUAUCUACAUAAUAAACAACAAAUCGUUUUGUUAGAUAAUAUAUUAGAUAGAGUAAUCCUGUAAGAUUUAAGUAUUAUCUUUGUUGGUCGACGAAACAGUUGUUAUAAAUUGCGAUUGGUGUCAUAUAAAGCUGUUGGUAGUGACUACUUAUUUACGAUACAUAUGAAAAUCUCUCGUAGCCAUCGACAAUAGAUACUUGUUAUCGUUAUAUAAAUUUAUGGCUAGUCACUAUAUCUCAAAAAUAGCAUUCUGUGAUUUAAUGAUACCUUGGCAAUUUCAGACUUUUAGGACUAUAGUAUUCGGUCCUGUGGUGGUGGCACGAAGAGAACUGUCACUAGAUUAUAAUAUUAUUUGUUGAAAUCGUCAUAGACUGGACCAAAAUUCAGGAAUAAAUAAAUAACGAAGAAGAGAAACGAAUAAAAACGAACAAGAAUCAAAAUAAAAACCUUUAAGUUGCUCUAUAGUUGUCGAGAAAAAUUACGUAUCAGCCUUUGAAUGUUAAUACAAACGGUUCGAAAAAGCAUCCCUAGACUAAAUUACUGAAUAUUUUUUUGAAUCUCCACGGGGCCGGAUCCUAUACAAGAUACCUAAGGCAUAUAUUAUAAGGAUUGCAGCCGCAUUAGGUAUAAUCUAAUAUAUAUAGUAUUACGCAUGUAAUGUAAAACUACCUGUUGUUGUUUCAUUUUUUUUUUUAUUAGUGUUAUGAAGUUUUAUUUUACGUUUUUUCUUUUCUUUUCAGCCACAUUUGUAAAACAAGAGCUUGCUAGUGCAUUUUUUUAUUAAUCUGGAGAGAACUAAUUGAUCCGUCCUAUUUUGAAUCGAAACAUAUUUAGGCACCUAAACAGUUUUUAGUUUUAAGUGUUUAGUACAUAGUUACAAUGAUAAUUAUUUUUAUUAUGUAUAACCCAUCCACAGCAGCAUACCAAUGGCACCAUUAAAGAUAACAAAAUUUAACAUUAAAAAAAUGUACUUGCAUAUUUUUUUCCUUUCAUGAUAAUUAAACUCUUGUGUAAAACA
Messenger RNA from Cydia strobilella, 5848 nucleotides. RefSeq lists its product as uncharacterized. Gene Ontology annotation, cellular component: ribonucleoprotein complex. Bases 127 to 2055 code for a protein of 642 amino acids. Gene Ontology annotation, molecular function: RNA binding. NCBI's taxonomy places the organism in Eukaryota, Metazoa, Arthropoda, Insecta, Lepidoptera, Tortricidae. The transcript has 13 exons. The record is from RefSeq and is a predicted model, not a curated record.